AUGAAGGCUGCCUACACCGCCUAUCGAUGCCUCACCAAAGACCUAGAAGGCUGCGCCAUGAACCCGGAGCUGACAAUGGAAAGUCUGGGCACUUUGCACGGGCCGGCCGGCGGCGGCAGCGGCGGGGGCGGCGGCGGGGGCGGCGGGGGCGGCGGCGGGGGCCCGGGGCAUGAACAGGAGCUGCUGGCCAGCCCCAGCCCCCACCACGCGGGCCGCGGCGCCGCGGGCUCGCUGCGGGGCCCGCCGCCGCCCACGGCGCACCAAGAGCUGGGCACGGCGGCGGCUGCGGCGGCAGCGGCGGCGUCGCGCUCGGCCAUGGUCACCAGCAUGGCCUCGAUCCUGGACGGCGGCGACUACCGACCCGAGCUCUCCAUCCCGCUGCACCACGCCAUGAGCAUGUCCUGCGACUCGUCCCCGCCGGGCAUGGGCAUGAGCAACACCUAUACCACGCUGACGCCGCUGCAGCCGCUGCCGCCCAUCUCCACCGUGUCCGACAAGUUCCACCACCCGCACCCGCACCACCACCCGCACCACCACCACCACCACCACCACCAGCGCCUGUCGGGCAACGUCAGCGGCAGCUUCACCCUCAUGCGCGACGAGCGCGGGCUCCCGGCCAUGAACAACCUCUACAGUCCCUACAAGGAGAUGCCGGGCAUGAGCCAGAGUCUGUCCCCGCUGGCCGCCACGCCGCUGGGCAACGGGCUGGGCGGCCUCCACAACGCGCAGCAGAGUCUGCCCAACUACGGCCCUCCGGGCCACGACAAAAUGCUCAGCCCCAACUUUGACGCGCACCACACUGCCAUGCUGACGCGCGGGGAGCAGCACCUGUCCCGAGGCCUGGGCACCCCGCCCGCGGCCAUGAUGUCGCACCUCAACGGCCUGCACCACCCGGGCCACGCUCAGUCGCACGGGCCGGUGCUGGCGCCCAGCCGCGAGCGCCCGCCCUCUUCGUCGUCGGGCUCGCAGGUGGCUACUUCGGGCCAGCUGGAGGAGAUCAACACCAAAGAGGUGGCUCAGCGCAUCACGGCCGAGCUGAAGCGCUAUAGCAUCCCGCAGGCCAUCUUCGCGCAGAGGGUGCUGUGCCGGUCUCAGGGGACUCUCUCCGACCUGCUCCGCAAUCCAAAACCGUGGAGUAAACUCAAAUCUGGCAGGGAGACCUUCCGCAGGAUGUGGAAGUGGCUGCAGGAGCCGGAGUUCCAGCGCAUGUCCGCCUUGCGCCUGGCAGCAUGCAAACGUAAAGAGCAAGAACCAAACAAAGACAGGAACAACUCCCAGAAGAAAUCCCGCCUGGUGUUCACCGACCUCCAGCGUCGCACGCUCUUCGCCAUCUUCAAGGAGAACAAACGUCCGUCGAAGGAGAUGCAGAUCACCAUUUCUCAGCAGCUGGGCCUGGAGCUCACCACCGUCAGCAACUUCUUCAUGAACGCCCGGCGCCGCAGCCUGGAGAAGUGGCAAGACGACCUGAGCACAGGGGGUUCCUCGUCCACCUCCAGCACUUGCACCAAAGCCUGAUGGAAGGACUCUCACUUGGGCACAAGUCACCUCCGAAUGAGGACAACAGAUACCAAAAGAAAACACAAAGGAAAAAGACACCGGAUUCUCAGCUGGGGCCCUUCACUGGUGAUUUGAAAGCACAAUUCUCUUGAAAACAAACUUCUAUUCUAGCUGUAAUCAUAGGCCAGGUGUUCUUUUUUGUUCUUAAUGGCUAUGGAGUCCAAGUGCAAGCUGAAAAUUAAUCUCUUUGAACCAGACACUGUCCUCUGAGCAUGCUAAGCAUUACAGAAGCCCAAAUGGGGCCUGUAGGAGCUGAUUCCAGUAUGGUGUCACCUAGGCUCAGGAUUACUUCAAAUGUCAACAAUCCCACUUGAGUCCUGCCGACCUCUUGCAGUAAGAGUCCCCACAGGAAAUGGUAGGAAUUCGGUCUGUGUAAGGACUCUAAGUGUAGGCUUCCAGGAUGCUAUUGGAAGAGAAGAAUCUUAUUGACAAGAUGGACCUCAUUUGCUUUCCAAGUGCUUAGCCUCAUGAUACCACAGUACACCAAAGUUCACAGCCAUAGUAAAGAAAACAUCAGAAUGGUAAUUACUGAGCACAAGUUUUAAAUAUGGAAGUUAAAAAAAAAUCCAAGGACCUGUUUUUCCAACUCAGGCAUCUUUUCAUUGAGUAGCUUAGAACACUUUAAGUUGAUUCAGUUUACAAUUUUCUUUACCUCCUGGAAAUUUCACAUGGUCUUGGAUCUGUCCCCAAACAAAUCAGUUCACUUGAGCUCAAAGUAUCAAGCACAACAAAGAGAAACAGAGUAAGAAAGGUUCUGGAUUCACCACAUCUGGAUUUUCAAGAAGCCGAUUGUGAAGUCCUUGGGGAAUCGUUGGGAACAUGGCUUCAAGCACAUUUUGCAGUUUGCUACAAAUUCUGUUUGUACAUAAUGCAGACGCACACUCAGGAGGCCAAUUUAACUGUUAUGGUACAUAGAGAAAAUACAGCAUUUUAAAAGAUCUAAAUAUUUUUAGAGCAUUAAUAUAUCCUUCUUGGUUUAUCAGUCAUCUGGUUCCUCCUAUCAUGCAUUAUGAUCACUGCAUAACUCAUUCUCUCACUUUCUGAUUUCUGUUGUUCCCUCAUCCAUCCAGUUAGUAGGAAUGUUUUCAGUGUUUUCUAGCAAGGAAACAAAUAAUAAACCAAACUACCAUGCAUGUUGCUCAUGACUGUCAUCUAGUCCUAAAUCUCCUCCAUGUUGAAUCACCCUUGCAAAACAGCUACAUAAAUCUGGAAAAAAAAAAAAAAAACAACAACACAGCACACCAAAGAAGCAGAAUACUGCAAACCAAAGACGUUUCUUACUUGCCAUUUUCUAGCCUAGAAAUACUGUGAUUACUUUUAGAAAUCAGAAAACCUCUGCAACCCCGAACGGCAUUCAGCUCUUGCAUCAGGCUCACCAUCAGGCUGAGCGAACCAGCCACGCCAAGGACAGUAGCCAAGCUUCACCAUGCCAGCUCUGGUUCCUGGCUGUCACCUUCCCACAGCAAGUGGCAGAGAGAGCGCCCACAGAACUCCGGGAGAUUGCGAAGGUCACAAUGUGCGUAUUUACCAGUGAACGGCCCCAGGUGGGCACCGUGGGGGUGUUCAAAGCAAGCCAAACGCAGCAAUGAUUCUUUACAGACACUUGAGACUGACUUUUUUAUGAAUUACUUAAUCGAAACCAAAGAAACUUUUUCUGCACCUACUUCUGCAACAAACAAAACUGUCCCAUUAAAGUGAAUAAAUAAAUCCGUGAAAUCAGUGGAAAUCACCACCAAGAAGGAAACACGACAGAAAUUAAAACAAAAACAAAAAAACAGUGAGACACACUGUGUUCAAACAGACCUUUGGGACAAUUUUUGGAAGCAGAUUUUAAAAAAAGGGUUGAGACAAGAAUAGAAGUAAGGAAGGGCCUCAGUGGCUGCUGCUUCAUUUGACAACUCACGCGGUAAUCUUAAAGUUGAAGAUUGUCUUUAAUUUGUGCCUAUGCAGUUUUUCAAAAGAACACGGAACAGAGCAACAGAAACCUCAACAGCUACAAUACCAAAGAUGAGGAUUUCUCAUACCUUUUGUUUCAGUUCAUUAUCUCUUCUUGCCUGGCUAAAAUACUAAUAGCGCCAUUGAUCUGUACAAAGGUAAUCAAUUUUGUUUCUCUGAGCAACAAAAGGAAAGGGUCAUUUAUUUGAUGUUAUUGUUUCCCUUUAAGUUUGUCUUAUGGGUUUUUUAACCCCAACAUGGAAUCUCUCAAAAAGCUUCCAUGGACUCCAAGUUCAAGAUGUUGGGAUACUGAAUGAGUCUCCCCUCUCUGCUCAGCAGUGUGGGGACUGGUAUUGUCACUUGAAUGUUCUUUGCUUAACCCUUAGACUUGGUUCCUUCUAUGUUCAGAGUCUGAUCAUCAGGGGAGGGAAGGGGAGUGAGAGUCAAGGGUGGGGAGGGGUCUUGGUGACACAUCCUCUCCCAAGCCACAGAACCAAAGAGUUUAUAGAGGAGUUUACAGUCUCGUCUUCAUGGGACUGCUACAUCCUAACAGGGCUUCAUUUGGGGGUGGGGGAAAACAUGUAAAAAUAAUUGCCAGUUUCUACUUUUCUAUUAGCUUUUUAAAAAUCAGCUGUAAAGUUGCAUUUCUAAAGAAAGAUAUAUAUAAUAUAUGAAUACAUAUAUAGAUCAACUUGACAUUGGUGAUCACUCAAAAUUCUUGCUGUCCAAAUUCAUGUCUUGUUUUUGUCAAGUGCUUCAUUUGCUAAGUAUUCAGUUCAGAAUUUUGCUCAUUUCUCAUGCCAUUUCAGAGUUAAUUUGCCACUGUGGAUGAUGUGGAGUAUUCACAUUUCUAUGAAAGUUCCUGGGAAAGGUUGAAAGUCAAGUUCAAGGAUUUCAACAUUUAACCUGUUGGUAAAUGGAUCCAUGGGGUCAAUGAGCUUGAUUUGAAUUUUAAGCCCUAUUUUAUGCCUCAACCAUGGUCAAGAUAGUGAGUGAGGUUCAUCCACCAAAGCUGAGCCAUGGACAGUGCAGUGCUAAUCUGCAACUGCUGGGAAGGCUCAGGGGUCUGUUCCCAUCAGGCAUGGGAUGUGAGGCCAGCCCCACACACUCUCCUGUCCUCCAGGAGAUGCCUGUCCAUCAGGGUUUUCCAGAGCCCCUCGGUGAGUGGAUCCACCAAAAGGGACUUCUCAUGGGGAAGUCCAGCUCCUGUGGCAAUGGGCUGAUUAGGUUUCCUCAGGGUGGUAAUUGCCAGUUUGCAUUGACAAGCCUGUGUUGCAACCACAGCUAGCUCUAGGGUGGGGCAGUGGUGGCGUUGGGGUAGGGUAUAUUGCAAUCCUGGAGAGAAAAUAUAAAGCAAGUUUUGAGGAGAGUCCCAGAAUCCUCCCCCAGGAGAGCUCCACUGUCUCCCUCCUUGCUCCCACCGUGCAGGGGAGUCGUCGUGGAGCUGUAAGAGAAUGAGGCUCUCUGUGAUUUUUGUAAUUCAUCCUGCCUGGGAGUCACUCCUUGACUGCUCCCUUGUGUCCCUUUAUCCUGUGCUCAUACUUCAUGUACCCUUCGUCAAAAGACUCAGAAAAGGGUACAUUUCAGCUGGGGGUUGCUACCCUGUGGGUUGAUAAAGAUGAAUUUCAACUUUGGAAUUUCUAAAUGAGUCCUGGUGACUUGUAGCCACUGGAAAUGGUUGUUCUUCUUGAGGUUAGAUUGAGGAACCGAGCCUGCUUGGUUUGAUUAGUGACUCUUCGACACAUCAGCAUUUGGUCUUGGACGUCCUCUAAAGAUAUCUAGACCAAAAGAGGCUGUCUUUGUGCCCUGAAAUUUCAACACUGGCCAAAUCAAUGUUCUGAUGAGUGGAGGAAGAUGUUGCAAAGUAAGAAAAGGCAGUAACUCCCUGCAGUAGCACCUGACAAAUGUCUCAUAGCAGAUAGUGUCUAAGAGAAAUGCUUGCAUUUAAAAAAUUAUUUACAUUUAUAAAAAUACAUGUGUACCUAUACAUUUUGUAUCAAAAUUUUAAGUCAUGCAAAAUUUCAAUUUGUUAGACAUCUGAAAGAAAAAAAUUACUAUAUUGAAAGAUAAUAGAAUCUAACCCAGUGUGUUUCCUCAAGUAUCUUAAAAUUUUAUUUUAAAUUAAGAAUUUCAAAGAACAUAACCAUAUGGACUUGGUUAUAAUUUAGAAUCCAUUUCCUUAAUCCAAGAAAAAUUCCAGGCAUGCCUCAGCCAUCAGCAAUGAAUGGGACAGUGUAAAGGGACAGUUCUCCACCCAACUUGACAGGCAGUAGAAAUACAAAUGCUUACGGCUAUUGAGAGGGGACAUUUUUUUUUCCUUCAUUCCUUUACAUAAAUAGGCUAGCUUUGUUUUUCAGUGUGAUUUUGGUACUGGGGAUGUAAUUUCUUUCAUUCCAGGAAAUUAAAAAGAAGAUAGAGCCAAUACAUUUUUUUUUUCCAAAGGAAAAUAGCAGCAGUGGUAAAACCUCAACACCAGUAUUGAAAACUUUUGUUAAAAUGUAAGAGUGCUUAGGUUGUACUCCAUAAAGGCAUGGGCUAGACUGAGUCAGGAAGGACCUAGCACGACACUGCUUCUGGAGAAAUCAGAGUAUGCUAGACAGCUGCUCUUCUCCCACAAGCUCUUGGCAACUGUAAGGUUAGGAAAGCCACGCUUAAUUUUUCACUUCAAGGCAAAAUAAAAUCAAAAUUAGAAAGGUAAUUCUGCUAAAGUCAAACAAUGUAUUUCAAAGCCAAAUUUGGGACCUUUUGGAUAAUCAACCAUUUUACCAUGUCUAUGCUGGGCACUCACCUAUUAGUGACAAGAAAUUAAAGUUGAAACGAUUUUUAAAAAAUCACUACUUCCUGGGUGUGGGGAGAAACUUUCACACUUCUGAAAGCAUUGGCAGAAUUACAGGAGUAUCUGUGUAUCAAAGUGUCAUGACAGCAAGCCUUUAGAAUGAACUUGGGUUUUCAGGAGGUUGUAUAGUUGGAAUUUUUUUUUAAACAAAAGAACAGACUGGGUUCCAAUUUUGUUGAAGAAAAAUGAAUUCUAUUUUUUAAAAAGAGAAAAAGAGAUGAUACGCGCGGUCAGGGAUUACCACAAGCCCCAGUUACAAGAACUUUGAAAAUAACCCUCUAGAUUAAUAACAGAUUAGAGUUGAGUUUUCUUGUUGUUGUUGCUAAUGCUGUGUGAUUCAGACUUGUUAGCCUAACUAGGAUGAGGGAAUGGAAAGUGGUAGAAGAAGAAAUAGACCUGGUAUACCUGUAUCUUUUGAAAUUUAUCUACAAAUCUGGUUAGAUUGUGAUAAUUAUUUACUUUUAAAACCAAGUUAUUUCUGAAACAACAAAAAUUCCAAGUUUUAAAAUAAAGCCACAAAAAUCAUUACUGAAGGAAGACUGACACCCCAGUUGGUUGUAUAAAUCUCAAAAGAUAAUGAUAUUGGCUUUAAAUAUGGAUGACCCAAUUCCUAUUUACAUCAAUGAUUUGUUUCUUUCUAAAGUCAGGGGUGGAGUGGAGUUUUGUUUGUUUUAGAAAGUCCCAGAAUAAAGUACAAAAAUAAUUUUUAAAAAUUAAUAUAGGAACCCUUCUCCCAUGUAAGUAGAUAGAAAUAUAUCUUAUAAUUGAAGCUGAUGGGCCAUGGUGAGAAUCUCACAAUCCCUCAUUGUCCAAAAUGAUACCAAAAUGACUCUGACAGGCUGAGGCACAUCCAAGCUAGAGCCCAACCUUCCCAUACAGAUUUUUGAGUUAGGUUAAUUGGAAUUAAACAGCUAAUGCCUUUCUAGUGGAGAAAAAACACCUUGCUACAGAUUCAUUCAUCCAAAGGAAAUGUUCCACUCUGCUCCAUUUUUAGCAGUAGGCAUUUGGUGUAGCAUAAAUCUUGGUAGCUAAGUUGGCCUAAAGCUUACACAGUCUGUCAGCUUGGAUGUAUACAGAUUUAGAUACAUAUUUUGAUAUGUAUUCUCACUCAUGUCUUUACAGCAACACACAAUACCUAUAAGUGUCUAGACUGUGUACAUACAAGUGUGUACAGGCAUCUUAAUACAUCUCUACUGUAAUCUGUUACGAUAAAUAAAUUUUAAAUAAUUGUUUAA
Lepus europaeus (European hare) is the source of this 7563-nucleotide messenger RNA. RefSeq names its product one cut homeobox 2 (gene ONECUT2). The transcript has 2 exons. The coding region runs from base 1 to 1515 and encodes 504 amino acids. NCBI's taxonomy places the organism in Eukaryota, Metazoa, Chordata, Mammalia, Lagomorpha, Leporidae. Gene Ontology annotation, molecular function: DNA-binding transcription factor activity, RNA polymerase II-specific; RNA polymerase II cis-regulatory region sequence-specific DNA binding. Gene Ontology annotation, cellular component: nucleus. The record is from RefSeq and is a predicted model, not a curated record. Gene Ontology annotation, biological process: regulation of transcription by RNA polymerase II.